Molecule: messenger RNA, 915 nt
Organism: Mesorhabditis spiculigera
Lineage: Eukaryota; Metazoa; Nematoda; Chromadorea; Rhabditida; Rhabditidae
Source: the annotation of a GenBank genome assembly
AUGAGCGAUCUAUUCGAUGUUGACGGUUCCAAUCUCGAUCUGGGGUUCGAGAACCUGAAGGCCGCCGAAAGCCCGGUUGAGCAGCAGCUUCGCGUCACUCUGCAAGAGAUGUGGACCCACUACGAGCCCUAUGCCGAUCCAGACUUCCGCCAGGGAUUCGCACGUGACGUGGAUGGACGCUUCUGGGAGAUGUAUCUGGGUUGCACACUUCUUGAGGCGGGGCGCAUAUUGUUGCCCGUCGCCGACCGUCAGCGCAAAGGCGGCCAGCCCGACCUAUGCGUGCUUGAAGAGAAUCGCCGUAUCUGGAUCGAAGCUAUAGCUCCAGACGGAGGCGCUGCGGGACCAGAACGGAUUGUGCCUCCUGUGCCGAUCAAUGAGGGCGGUGGCCUUAUUGCUGCGCCGAUCCGUCAAGCGCAACUUCGGACCUCCGGGGCAUUCUGGACCAAAGCAAGGAAGAUCAGCCGCUAUAUCGAACAGGGCGUGAUCGCCCCGGAAGACGCUCGCAUCGUCGCGAUCAGCGCCAGCCGCUUCGGCAUCUAUGUCCCCGAACAUCCCUUACCACUCAUCAUGACGACGCUGUUCCCCAUCGGCGAUGCUUUUCUCACUAUCGAUCGCGAUACAGGCGAUGUCAUCGAAGAAGGCUUUCACGUCUCUCCCUUGAUCCACCGAGAACGGAAUCCGAUCCCGCGCUCGGCAUUUCUUGACGAGCGCUUCGCAGAUAUCUCUGGCGUGAUCUGGUCACGGGUUGGACUUGGCAACCUCUCGCGUCAGGUUCGGCCAAUUACCUAUGUUCACAAUCCCCUGGCACAGGCACCAUUGACCGUGAAUUGGGGCGUCUGGGACCGUGAGUUCGUGACCAUCCGCCAGAUCGACAACUGGGAGUCCACCGACAUCCUUGCCGCAACGGAGUCGUUG